Messenger RNA from Arabis nemorensis, 1836 nucleotides. Lineage: Eukaryota; Viridiplantae; Streptophyta; Magnoliopsida; Brassicales; Brassicaceae. The record is from the annotation of a GenBank genome assembly.
AUGGUGCAUCCUUUGGUUGAUAGAGCCACAAGCGAUAUGCUAAUUGGUCCUGACUGGGCCAUGAACCUAGAGAUAUGUGACAUGCUUAAUCACGAGCCAGGGCAAACGAGAGAGGUUGUGAGUGGCAUCAAGAAAAGGCUUACUAGUAGGACUUCCAAGGUUCAGCUUUUGGCUCUUACUUUGCUAGAGACAAUAAUAAACAACUGUGGGGAACUUAUUCAUAUGCAAGUUGCAGAGAAGGAUAUUCUUCAUAAGAUGGUGAAAAUGGUCAAAAGGAAGCCUAACAUCCAAGUGAAGGAGAAGAUAUUGAUACUUAUAGAUACUUGGCAAGAGGCCUUUUCAGGUCCACAAGGAAGACAUCCACAAUAUUACGCAGCAUACCAAGAAUUGUUGCGUGCAGGAAUUGUAUUCCCUCAACGACCUCCAACCCCACUCAAUUCAGGACAAACUGGUCCUUCGGCAACGUAUCCACAGAGUUCUCGUAAUGCUAGACAAGAAGCUAUUGAUACGUCAACAGAGUCAGAAUUUCCAACUUUGAGUUUGACGGAAAUUCAAAAUGCAAGAGGAAUUAUGGAUGUGUUAGCUGAAAUGAUGAACGCAAUAGAUGGAAACAACAAAGAGGGACUUAAACAAGAGGUUAUUGUAGAUCUUGUUAGUCAAUGUCGCACCUAUAAACAAAGAGUAGUACACCUUGUAAACUCAACAUCAGAUGAAUCGUUGCUUUGCCAAGGCCUAGCCUUAAAUGACGAUUUGCAGAAAUUACUUGCGAAGCACGAAGCCAUUGCGUCCGGAAAUAUUAUGAUAGAGAAUGAAGAAAAAUCUAAAAAAGAAGUUCCUAAGGACGCAACUCAGAUCAUAGAUGUUGGUUCAAGUGAAACCAAAGAUGGUAGUGUUGUUGCUACUGCAACCAAUGGUCCAAAAAUAGAUCUUCUUAGUGGAGAUGACUUUGAGACACCAAAUGCAGAAAACUCACUUGCUCUUGUUCCUCUUGGACCUCCACAACCAACUAGUCCCGUAGCAACGCCGGAUAAUUCCAUCGUCUUAAUCGACAUGUUAUCAGAUAAUAACUGCGAAAGCUCUACUCCAGCUUCGAAUCCACACUCGAAUCAUCAGAUGGUGCAACAACAACAUUACUCAAAUGGAUUUGGACCGGUCCAUCACGACCAAUCUUUUUAUGGACAAGGGUCACCUGGCCCUGUUUGGAAUCUCCAAAUCUCCCAACAACACCAACAACCAUCUUCUCCUGGCUAUGGAAACCAACCCUUUUCGCCUACCUUUAGCCCAUCCGCCUCUCCUCACUAUGGUGGACAAAACAACAAUGUUUUAGCACUACCUCCACCACCAUGGGAAGCUCAAUCUCCAAGCUCUAGCCCUCAAUACUCUCCUACUCAUCCGAUGCAAGUGACUCAAGUGGUCAUAACCACACACACUCAUCAACCACUCGGUUACAACCCUCAAGGUCAAGGUGGCUCUCCUCAUGCUAUCAACAACAACAUGUUCGGUAUGUUCCUUCCUCCAAUGAACGGAGGCCAAAUGUCACCCUUUGGCUACAACCCAAACAUCACAAACAACAUUCAUAACCCAACUAACAUGUACGGAGGAGGAGGCUAUGGAGUACAAGCUCAGGCACAACAACAGUAUCUUGUAGAACAACAAAUGUACGGAAUGUCUCUUCAAGACAAUGGAACCAACAAUACUACAAAUCCGUACCAAGUUUCUUCUCAUCCACCAAUGGUGAAACCCAUGAUCAAGAAACCAGAGGACAAGCUGUUUGGUGAUCUUGUUGAGCUCUCAAAGCUCAAGAAACCCACUUCCGAACGAGCCGGUAGUAUGUAA